Messenger RNA from Odontomachus brunneus, 2654 nucleotides. RefSeq lists its product as uncharacterized. The coding region runs from base 676 to 2178 and encodes 500 amino acids. The record is from RefSeq and is a predicted model, not a curated record. The transcript has 6 exons. Lineage: Eukaryota; Metazoa; Arthropoda; Insecta; Hymenoptera; Formicidae.
AGAAGAUUCCUAAUUCGGAGAUUCAGCUUAUGUUUAGAAAUCAGCCGACUUAGCUUUUAGUUCAGACUGUACUAGACAAAGAUAGAGUGCUGUUUUAAACCUACAAGCAUGCUCUCUCUCAUCUCGCAACACUCAAGAGGUAGCGUGCGUUCCAGAUAGUAUAUAUUUCAGUGGUGUAGUGCCAGCAGCCAUAUUGGAUUCUAACAUUCCUGGUCAUUUUUGAUUGGCUAUUAUUUUGGAUGACUGCGCAUCCACGAGACUGGUACACCUUUAUAUUUCAUCAUGUCCCGGGCAUUUUCGGUUCGCACGCGUCGCGUCUAUGUUAUUUGUGCGCGUGACGUGGCUGUGCUGACAUCUAUCGGCAGUGUUCGAUACGUGCGAAACGUCAAGUUUAUGUUUUACGGUUGUAUGUAUACUACUCAGUGAUAGUUAGAGAAAAAUCGAUAAUGUCUCGCACGAGACACGCGUAAAGUGAAGGAAUUACGAAUGACAGGAGCGUGCGGCGGCGAUGUAACUGCGCCUCUGAGAAAUCCGGACACUAUGAAUGUCAGGAGUUGGCGGAGCAGGAGUAAGUUUUCGCGCUGCCUGUGGAAGAUUACGGUCUGUGUGGCUCUGCGCAGAGGGUCGUCACUGAUCGUAUCUCGUUGAUGGAAGGGUCGCUACAGAAAGCAUGAGAUGCGUAAGAACAGUCUCAGGAAAAACACAUUCAGUCCACUGACACAGAAGAUAAGGGCCCCACAGCAUUUGCUGAGGCUCAAGAAUGAAGAGAGUGGGCUUGAUAAUGAGAACAGCGGUCGCUUCCAGUUGCCCAGCUUGCCCAGCUUGCCGCGAAGGAAAUCGUGGAAGGAUGACGAUAAUGUUCUCUCCACUGGAAACAGCGCGGCUACCUCUGUCUCUUGGUCACAGGAAGCAGAGAAUGUUGCAACCCAGAGGUUGGAGGAGCAAUGGGCUACUGUGGAAAGAUCUUUUUAUGAAGAGGAUGACGAGCUGCCUCAGGGACCUGCCUUGGAUGAGUGCAUACAAUGGAGAACACAGAUACCAUAUUUGAGGUUAAUGGGUAGAAAUUCAGCUGGUAUUAAUAACAAAGCACAGCUUGACAUUUGCUCUAGUGGUAAAGCAAGGAAGAAGUUGGGCAAUUUACAAAAUGAUGAGGUACUCAUGGAACGUAGUCUUUCAAUUAAGGAGGAAGAGAAUUCUACCCAAUAUAAAUUAAACAAAGCAAAAUUUGAAGAAGUCCUUGAUUUGCUGAUGGAGUACAUAGUACCAGAGCUUUUCCCUGACAAAGAGGAUGACACAGAUUCUUUGCACGAAAGCUUAAGUGAUACUUUGAAGAUAACUCCUGCUCCCCUUCAUAGUAAUAGGAACUCAUCAAAAAGCACGAAGACAAAUUGGGCAGAAGAAGCUGUUUCACCUAAUUAUAUUGAGAACAAAUCAUUGAGCAUAAGGAAUCGAUUACUAGAUACAGAAAGUUCUCUUCAGACAAUAAAAAAUGACACAAAUUAUCAAGCAGUUCAAAAAAGACAGAGGAAUUCAGUUUCUGCGAGUAAGCCAAAAGACUAUGGAGGUGUGGGUGAUGAUGAUGCGUUAAAAACCAAAGAGAGGCUAUGCACGCCACAUAUAGGCAGGAAUAAACUCGGCACAGUCUUUAACGAGAGGAUUGUCGUGACCCCUGUGCCUUUCGCGGUAUCCACACGAGAAAGCUUCUCUACAUUAAAAAACACUCCAAUUAGGUUCAUGGGCGAGAAUUUUGAGAUUUCUUCCUUCCGAGGAUCCGCUCGGAACGUGUUAGGUUUUCGAGGUUCCGCGAAAAAGUCGUCUUUGAGAAAUCCUGAUAUUCAUUCCGCUUGGCAAGCUCCUGUUUGUCCUGCUGUCUGGCCAAAAAAUGUCCGGCUCGCACCCAUAGAUACUUCGAGACUCCCUAGUAGUAAAAACAGGUCACAGGCACCGUCAUCCACUGUUCUACAUUGCAGCAGGAAAUCGUUAAGUCCCAUUUCGCGUCCUACGAUUCCCAAAUCGGCCUACGCGGCUCGUGAGCACGACAGUCUGCUGCAGAUUCAAGGCAAGCACGUCGUCCCCGCGCAGUCGUCGAAAAUCAGUCUGCUCUCGGCCGGCUGGGAUCAUAGUCCCAGAGUGAGUAAGAGCAAGAAGAAGAAAUCUAGUGCAAAGGAGGGACCGUGAGGAAUUUCAGGAGAGGCGAAUCAAUCGUGCUUUAAGCAAAAUAUAUGCAUGCGAGAAAUAUAUAUUUUUUGGAAGUCAUUACGCGUGUUGCUUCCUGUGCGCAAUCGCAAGGAAACCGAAGAGUACAAAAUGCCGCUUCGACGCGUUCGGUUUCGCGGCAGGAUAACGCUUGGAGCACAGCGAAACGCUUUCAGCAAGAAUACAUGUAUACAGAUAUAUUUUUAUCAUCGUAUAAUCUACGGGAGCGAAUUGCCGUGAUCACGCGAGAUUCUAUUUUAAAGUAUCAUUGUUGAACAGAAUAUAUGUAUAUAUUACACACACAUAUAUACACAUAUCGUGACUAUCUCUACCUCAUUAUGUGUCUGUGUCGAGUGUUCUACACACGCUUGUCGCGAAUGAAUAUAUUUUUGUAUGUCGCACGAUUAUGUGUCAUUGUAAAUACAUUGGAUGUGAAAUAUAAUGGCGUUAUUGUUGAA